UAAAUACUCUCAGUUCGUAAAUAUGUGGCAAUAUCUGUUCAUUGUAAUUACAUUUAAACAAUACUUCAUUUUGUUUUGAUUCUGACUUACUUUAGGCUUAAAUGUUUGGAUUAAAUGGAGCAGUUAAUGGAAUUUUAGUUUAAGUUCAAACCAAAAAAUGAAAUAUUAUCCUUAAGGAUUGUUUAUAUCCGAAAACCCAUUACAAUCGGCAUCAAUAUUUUGAAAGAGGAUAGUGUUCAUACUACUAAUACCUAGUUUAACGGUCAAGAUAUGACAGAACGGAUUCUUAAGGCGGUAGUGGACGAAUUAGAAAGGCACGCCGCAAAGAAAGGGUCAAUUAAAGAAAGUGUUAAAGAGGUCAGAUCGGUGAGUUUUCAAGAUAUAAGCGAAAUACAGAAUAUAGACGCUGGUCCAGCGAAAGGAAACGAACAAAUAUGUGAUACAACAGAAAAUAUUAAUGAAGGUCCAGCGCAAAAUUACGAUCAAACUGAAAAAGCCGUUAAACAGAUAAGUAUUAACAUUGAACCAAUCAAUAACAACAACCAAUCAAAUUUGAUAGAUAAGCCGGAAUAUGUGAACGGAGAAAGUGCAUAUCAACAAGCAGAUACUUUUUCUCCAAGUCGGGAAACAAACACUUCAACGGAGCAUAGCAGCAAUGAAAAGCAAACAAAAUUGAAUGAAACUGGAAGCAUUCCAGGUUCAAUAUCAUUGAAUACAAAAGAGAGCGAGAAUGUGUCUUCUCUGAAGACCAACAAAACAAAAGGAGCUAAGAAGGGGAUACGUCAUCGCAACAGUGCUGGCAAAGUGAAUGAGCGAGAUCACCGCACCGUGUUAGCAUACAAGAAGACAAGUGAUCAUAAGAGUGAAACAAAAAAGCCUACAAGAAAUAACAAGCGGUGCAAUAGGCAGGUUACCAAGGAUACUCGACCAUCACUUGAUGUAGAUAUCAGAGUCAGUAACAUUGUAUCAAAAUCUGGGGAAAUUGACAGUACAGGGAAAGUGAAAGAACGAUCAAGACAUCCAUACCUUCCAGACGACCUUAGGAGGCUGAUUGAGGAGCAUUUCAUGAAGGAUAGCACAAAACCUUCACGGAAGAGUUCUCAAAAAUCAGUUUUUGAUUCUGGCACUACGGCAACGAAGGGGGAUAAAUCAGGCCAGGGCAGUGUCCCUGGUUCCUCUAUAAAACAUACUAAAGAACCAGUCCCUCGGCUUUUGCAUGAAAUAAUGAAGGACGAGAAACAUGUUCCAUCGAUUUUAACAAAUAAAACAAUUCCAAGGAACGGCACUGGUCAUGGAUUGGUAACGCCAGUACACAUUACAAACGGGGACGCCAAAGAUGAUACUAACAAGAGGUAUAGCCAAUCGACAUAUUCCAAACCUGGAGUGAUUCUAAUUGAGAACCCGGAUGUAAGUCCGCGAGGAAGAACAAGAUACCGCCUGGAUGCAAGCAGACACUACGAUGCUCAGAAUACGAGCACACAGAUGAUUAUUCUGAACAAUAAGCAUUCGAGUUCCUCAAGACUGUGGAAAAUUCCCAGACCAAAAAGUGAAGAUGAGAGACAGAAGAUGGUUAACCCAAGACGUCAUAUUAAAGACCGUUCAUUCCAUGAGUGUGGACACUUUCACCGUCGGUGUGCAACUUCGCCCGGUCCUGAGAGGUUCAGGUCUUCUAGCAGUUUGAACAUCUUGCUCACAAAGAACAGACCUUCUAGUGAAAAUAUUGGAGAACGUUUGUUUGAGGCCCGAGCUAGUAUCAACCCUCGACGGCAUCGUUCCUGCCAACCAGUGAAACGCCAACCCCAAAUGGAUUUCUCUAAACCAGUCAAAGCUAAGGACAAUUAUGUCUUCGAGUGGGAACGCGUGUAUUCAGAAAAUCCAAGGCCACAAUGGACGCGCCCUGCUUCUGAAAAGCGACCAGUGACAAGAAAUCAAACUGUUGACAGAGUGAAAACGGCUAGGAGUUAGUUAGCAUACGGGCAAUCCGGUGCAGUUUGCAGUGCAAACAAACACUUGACGAUUUAAUGCACUUUUUAUGGACAUAUAUGUAUUUGAUUCAACAUUUUAAUGUAGCAUUCAUGCAAUAAACAGGAAAUAACUGUUUUAAGAAAAUGUGAAAUUGAUUCGGAUGUCGACCUCAAAUAUGGCUAUGCAUGCAGCGUUUACUGUUUUAUGCAAAUGCGUAAUGCAAAUGUCAAAAUUUCUCAAAUCCAUUGCAAAAAGGAGGUCCGUAUAUGACUAUUCAUGUUAAAAAAAUGUGUGCGUUCA
Molecule: messenger RNA, 2265 nt
Organism: Mya arenaria
Lineage: Eukaryota; Metazoa; Mollusca; Bivalvia; Myida; Myidae
Exons: 7
Coding region: 271-1965 (564 amino acids)
Source: RefSeq, a predicted model, not a curated record